Molecule: messenger RNA, 1300 nt
Organism: Nerophis lumbriciformis (worm pipefish)
Lineage: Eukaryota; Metazoa; Chordata; Actinopteri; Syngnathiformes; Syngnathidae
Gene: lg14h1orf210
Product: linkage group 14 C1orf210 homolog
Source: RefSeq, a predicted model, not a curated record
UUGUCCGUUUUACAAACCCAAAAAUGGAGUAAAUGUGAAACAUGAGAGCCACUUCACCUCGCAUAAUCUCUUAAAGACAGGAUGGGACUGACUCGUGAUCAGCCUGAUUAAAACAAGUGGACGUGGUACUCAGCUGCUGGAAAAUAGGGUUGUCAACAUUGAACACUGAAUAGUCCUCUGUCACUCAACAUUGCUCUCUUGUGGAAUUUUGAGGCUACAACACCCGUACUGGCCAAGAGAAGAUAUCCAAACAAGAUGCGGCAUCCUUUGAAGCGUGUUUGACCUUCUAAAGAGCUUCACACCUAGAUCUCUAGAUACAACAGUGGCACAAGACUGUCAUCUAUGUGUGGGAUAUGAUUAUCGGCUAGAGGUUGAGUCCAAGAAGCAGCAAAUUGAGUCAAAAAAGAAACAUUUCCUAAAAGGCGGAUGGAAGCAUUUUCAAAUAGCACAUCACCUACAGCCACAGCAGCUCCAAAUGGCACAAGGAAGUCCACUUCUCACAGGUGGGAGUUCCUGGUGGCGGUCCUGGCCGUAGCCAUCUUCCUCGCCAUUCUCAUGGCCGUCGUGGCUAAGUGUCAAGUGAUUAGGCGCUACCUGGCGAGCUACCGGCACACUCGGCUAAGAGAGUCAGACACAUUCAACCAGUGUGAGCAAUCGUCAGGCCUGGAGGUGGACUUUGACCCCCACCCUCCUGUGAGUGCUGAUGACGAUGAUGGCUUCAUUGAGGACAACUACAUCCCAGCAAGUGAAAGAGAGAGAGCUCGAAGAGAAGCAGAGGACAUGGAGGACACAGAAGAGGAGAUGGAUGAAAUUGAAUUCCCCAUCACUUAGAAAGAGUGGCAUACUCUGACGCAUAAAUACCUGAACUCCCAAGUGAGCCUAUACAACCAAAGACAAAAUGGGCACUUAACAGCUGAAGCAUGCAGGAUUCUGGCAUGAUCAUGCUUGCAAGUCAUGGACACAAUGGUCUGUCAGGCUGUCAUUCAGGUGUGCAGAUUUGUAAAAAAAUUUUGGGAUAUGGAAUACAAACCAAAUGCAUGCCCUAUUUGUUUUAUGGCCGCAUAAAAUAGAGGUUUUAAUACCUGAAUAUCAAAGCCAUUGACGCAUUUAAAGAAACUUGAAAUCAUGCCUGAAUCAAUCAUAUUAAUUGCAUUUUUCUUCAUUUUGAAGCCCAGGUUUUGAAGAGAAAUAACUCUCUUUGACUGAUGGCGCUAUUGUUUGUAUUGAAGUAUGUGUGGAAUUUAUUUUUAAACAGCUUUUAAACUGUUAGCAUAUUCUUUGUUUUAAAGGGAAAAUCUUU